This is a messenger RNA of Heterostelium album PN500, 1527 nucleotides long. RefSeq lists its product as uncharacterized. Lineage: Eukaryota; Evosea; Eumycetozoa; Acytosteliales; Acytosteliaceae. The coding region runs from base 1 to 1527 and encodes 508 amino acids. The record is from RefSeq and is a predicted model, not a curated record. The transcript has a single exon.
AUGAACUUUAGGAUCACUUUUAUUCUAUUAUUAUCUAUUAAAAUCUCUCUAGUGAGAAGUAUCGAUGUUAGUUUUUAUGUGUAUCCAACAUCAACUAAUACAUCCGUUGUAUGUGGUUCUGAAAAUAGUGUAACUUCUGCUUGUCCAACCAUUCAAGCAGCAAUAACUUCUUUCAUUACACAAUACAAUGAUACUCAGAUGGUACAGCAAUACAACAUUCUUUUGGCAGGUGGAACCUAUACCUCAGAUGGCAACAAUAAAUUGUGGAUUGGAACUUCACAACUCACAAUUGCACCGAUCGAUACAACUCAAACCGUAGUAAUAGAUCUAGGUCAAAAGUACUUUAUGAAUGCUUUGGAAUCUCCGUCUGCCACUAGAAACACAACUCUUUCGUUAACAUUAUCAAAUCUCAAGUUUAUCAAUGGCUAUGGUCCAGGAAGUUUGAUCUAUUCAGUCUCGAAUAUAGCUGAUAGCAAUAUCACCCUCAAUCAGUGUCAACUCGAUAGCUUUUCAUCACCGCUGACUGGUGGUGUUUUCAAAUCUAUCGCACAGUCACUCAGACCAAGAAAUAGAUUCAUUAUUUCUCAAAGUAACUUUACCAAUAUAUCUGGAGUCAAAGCCAUUUUGAUAACUGCUGACUCUGAUGUGGAGAUUACCAUUGAUCGAUCGCAAAUCACCAACUCACAAGCCAGUGGAGGUGGUAUGAUAGAAACAUUCUAUGGUGCUCUAGACAUUUCGAAUAGUUUGUUUUUCAAUAACAGCGUUGGAAAUCACAUCUUUAGUGUAAACACAUUGGAUCAAGAUGGCAGCGUUACCAACUGCAGAUUCUUGAACAACAGUCUUUCACUGAAUGACAACUCUGGAUUGUUCACAUUGAUUGACUCUACCGUUACUUUUGACAGCUGUGAAUUCACAAACAACACUGGUGGUUCGAUACUUAAUAUUAUUCGUGAAAUUAAAGACUACAAGACACAAACCUAUAUCAAUAACAACAAAUUCAUAAGAAACACCGGUGCUCUAAACGGCGGAGUAAUAAACCUCGGUGAACUCACCACUCUUUAUGUAAAUGGAACAGUUUUUCAAGAGAAUUCCGCAACAGAGAAAGGUGGUGCUAUUUUCGCAGAGGAAGCAUUGUUGGUAUCGAUUAAAAGCUCGUCAUUCAUCGACAACCAGGCAACAACAGAUGGUAGAUCUAUCUAUACCGACGAUACAGUUGUAAUGAACAUAUCAAAAACAGAAUUCAAAGGUUUGGGAAAUGAAAUCUAUUGUGAUGGUGGUGGAUUUUCAUCUCUAGUGCUCAAUAAUAUCACCUAUGUCAAUAAUUUGGUUGAUUGUGCUGGAGAAGGAUGCACUAUUCAAGGUGAUUACAACAAUAAUAAUUGCUCAAAGAAAUCUGGUAACAAGAGAAUUGGAGAAAUCAUAGGAAUAGUCAUUGGUGUAGUUUUUGGUUUAAUUAUCAUUGGUGUAGUGGUUUACUUGAUUUAUAAAAGAAAUCAGAGUAGAAAGCAAUAUUUACCAAUGAGCUGA